Acyrthosiphon pisum (pea aphid) is the source of this 1406-nucleotide messenger RNA. RefSeq names its product cilia- and flagella-associated protein 65-like. The record is from RefSeq and is a predicted model, not a curated record. The coding region runs from base 13 to 1302 and encodes 429 amino acids. The transcript is spliced from 6 exons. Lineage: Eukaryota; Metazoa; Arthropoda; Insecta; Hemiptera; Aphididae.
AAUUUUUCAAAAAUGCGAAUUGAAUUAAAUACUAUAAAUAAAGAUGGAGCUAAUUUGAAUUAUAAAUGGUCGAUUGGAAUCUAUAAAACGUUAUUUUAUAAUACUGAGUUGCUAAUAGAACCUAAAACGUUCAAAGACGGUUUGAUAUCGUUUGAUCCAAAAUACGGAACAACCGAACAACUAGAAUUCAAUUUUUUACCAAUAUACAUAGCUCAUCCUAAUCCACCAGCACAAGCUUUUUGGGUGUAUAAUAGCAAUAAUUACAACGUAACAUAUUCAAUAAUUGAUGAUUCAUUAACACCCGCGCAUCCAUACUUCCGUUGUCUAAACCCAAGUGGAGUAUUCAACUCUAAAUCAGUACAUCCAAUACUAAUUGUAUUUUCACCCUACAGACUAUGUGCAUUUGAGGCUACAAUUAUGUUACUAACAAACAGAUAUUACAAACGCCAAAUAACCCUUUUAGGACAAGGAGAAUCUUAUACCAGAACCACUAUUUCACCAGGGCAUGGUUUGUCAUCCUUUUUACCAAUCCAAAAUGAUCGACAAAUAUUUUUAUCAACAGAAAAUAUAAUACUUACACCAAUAUUUACAUUAUCAAAUAUUAAAUCAUUGUUUUGCCUUUAUAAUAACAGCGAUGAAGAAAUUAUUUACGAGUGGAAAAAGUGUACGGUCAACGACAUUUUAACAGCUAUUAUAUGUCCACUUAAAGGAAAUUUAAAAAAACACGGAAGUCAAGUAUUUGAAAUAUCAAUUACCAGUUUUAAUCAACCAGCCAUCUUAACAAUAAUGUUGAAUAUUAGCUAUAAGUUAGUUUCUCAAAUUGAAAAUUAUGAACGGUCGUUAAGAAACUAUAAUAUAAAUAAAGAAAGACUUGAAGGGUAUUUUAAAAUCGACGAACGCGGCAAUUAUAAAUCAAAAUUAAACAUGAAAAUAGAAAAACAGCCACAAGAAAAACAUUUAGUCCUAUAUGUUCAUGUUAGAAUAAUCGAUGAAUUUAGUAAAUGGAUUAAUGAAGCAAAAUAUAACAUAAAAAGGCACAAUUUUCAGCAAGAGAAAAGAAUUAUAAAACAAAAAUUGGUCUGUUCGGAUAACUUUAAAAACAUACUAUGGGAUGUGGUAGAUAAAGUUUGUUCAAAAGAAAUUGAAAGUAAGCCAUUAUAUUACCAUCAAUUGAAAAAUUCAAAACAAAACCAUCUAAACAAUAUAUCAAAAACAACUAAAAAUAACCUGGAAACUAUUUUGACAUCACUUAUUAGAGACAGUUUGAUUAGCAUAUACCCAUUAAAUACAUGGAAAUACUAAUAAUGAUAAUAUUAUACCUAUACAUGCAACUAUAUUAUUGCUGACUAAUACUUUCAAAUUUCAAUAUAAUAGAUUUAUUAAUUUUCAAUAAAACUAAAUGUUAA